Molecule: messenger RNA, 1629 nt
Organism: Trichoderma harzianum CBS 226.95
Lineage: Eukaryota; Fungi; Ascomycota; Sordariomycetes; Hypocreales; Hypocreaceae
Exons: 2
Coding region: 1-1629 (542 amino acids)
Biological process (GO): carbohydrate transport; transmembrane transport
Cellular component (GO): membrane
Molecular function (GO): carbohydrate:proton symporter activity
Source: RefSeq, a predicted model, not a curated record
AUGACUAUUCUUUCUUUGAAGGAGGACCGGCCUACGCCAAAGGCGGUCUACAACUGGAGAGUGUAUGCCUGCGCUGCUACAGCAUCCUUUGCAGCAUGCAUGAUUGGCUACGACUCUGCCUUCAUUGGCACCACUCUCGCCCUCCCUUCGUUUGAGGAUGAGUUUAAUUUUGCGCAAUACUCCAAGUCACACCUCACACUUAUCCAACAAAACAUUGUAUCCGUCUAUCAAGCCGGAGCUUUCUUCGGCAGUUUGGCGGCCUAUGUCUCCAGUUACUUUCUGGGACGUAGGAAAUCUCUCCUCACCUUUGCCGCCUUCUUUAUGAUUGGAGCCGGCAUGAUGCUUGGUGCCAACGGCAGCCGUGGCCUCGGCUUGAUUAUUGGUGGCCGUGUGCUGGCUGGCUUUGGAGUGGGAGGAUGCUCCAACAUGACACCCAUCUACAUCUCUGAGCUUGCUCCGCCAGCCGUUCGUGGACGUCUCGUGGGCCUCUAUGAGCUCGGGUGGCAAAUUGGUGGAUUGGUCGGAUUCUGGAUCACAUACGGCGUAAACACAACCCUGGCGCCCAGUCACACGCAAUGGCUCAUCCCAUUUGCCGUCCAACUUAUCCCUGGAGGAAUGCUCCUGAUUGGCGCCAUAUUUAUACCUGAAUCUCCUCGCUGGCUCUUUUUGAAGGGUAAACGGGAAGAAGCCUUGAAAGUUCUUUGCUGGAUGAGACAGCUUGACCGUGACGACAAGUACAUCGUGGAGGAAGUGGCCUUCAUUGAUGAAGAUUUGGAUCGCUAUCGCCGAGAGGUUGGUGCUGGUUUCUGGAAGCCAUUCCUGGCUCUCAAGGAGCGCAAAAUCCAAUGGAGGUUUUGCCUUGGUGCUCUUCUAUUUAUCUUCCAGAAUGGCUCCGGCAUCAACGCGAUCAAUUACUACAGCCCGACUGUGUUCCGUAGCAUCGGCGUCCAAGGAACCAAUACAAGCUUUCUUACGACAGGCAUCUUUGGAGUGGUCAAGACAGCCUUGACCCUAGUCUGGCUUCUUGUGCUCAUCGACCACAUGGGACGCCGGAAUCUUUUGAUGAUUGGUGCCAUCGGCGGCUCCCUAUGUAUGUGGUUCAUUGGAGCUUACAUUAAGAUUUCGGAUCCUACUUCCAACCAGAACAACACCACGUUAUCUUCCGGAGGCAUCGCGGCCAUCUUCUUCUUCUAUCUUUGGACGGCAUUCUACACGCCAUCCUGGAAUGGAACGCCGUGGGUCAUCAACUCAGAAAUGUUUGACCAAAACACACGAUCUCUUGGCCAGGCUAACGCAGCCGCAAAUAACUGGCUAUGGAAUUUCAUCAUUGCGAGAUUCACUCAGCAAAUGUUUGAAGCGUGGGGAUAUGGCGUCUAUUUCUUUUUCGCAUCUCUCAUGAUAAUUUCCGUCGUUUUUGUAUUUUUCUGCAUUCCCGAGACAAAGGCAUUGCCUCUUGAGGCCAUGGAUCGGCUGUUCAAGAUUAAGCCGACAUGGAAGGCCAACAAAAUUUUAAUGGAGCAACUUCGAGCUGAGAAUCAGGAUUUUGAACAGAAUACGCGAGGGAUAGGUUGGGACAAUGAGAAGGAAACAUCGGCUGAGCAGGUAGAAGAUGGAGCAGUCAAGGUGUAA